This is a messenger RNA of Paramecium sonneborni, 1874 nucleotides long. Lineage: Eukaryota; Ciliophora; Oligohymenophorea; Peniculida; Parameciidae. The record is from the annotation of a GenBank genome assembly.
AUUAACUACGUGUAAUUAUAAUGAUCGAUUUAGUAAGCAUUAUAACAACAGGAGGUGUCAUUCUUUUUUACAAAGUAAGACGAUUAUUGAAUAAGUAUAGGCUCUUUGCUAAAUAAAAGAAGAUGUUUUGGGAAAAGUGAUUGAUGGAUGUUUGCAAUAAAAAACUUAAAUACAAUUAGGAUCAAUGAAGGUUUAAUGGAUAGUUUUGAAUGAAUUAGGAUUGAUAUUUAUCGUUUCUUAUUAAGAAAUCUUUUUCAUCCAAUAUAUCGAUGUAUUAUUGAAAAUGUUGUAAAGUUAAUUCAAACAAAUAUAUAAUCCAGCAAUAAAAUAGAAAGGAAUUUAUAAGUAAAUAUAUAUUAAAAACAAUAGAUCAAUACCAGAUUUUGAUGCUGGUUUUGAGGAAGUAAUGAAAAUGUGGUAAUUGUAUUGUGAUAAGAGAAGUGAAAAAGAAAAAGAAGGAACAACAAAAACAUAUGAAUAAUAAGAAUAAUUUUAAACAUUUGAACCAAAAGUUGAAACAGGUAAUACGCCAACUGAUGAUUAAAAUGAAUUACCAUAAAAAUUGAGCAAAUCUGAAAUAAUUAAAAUGAAGAUGUAAUAAAAAUAAGGAACACGAUCUCCAAAAGAUGGAGCUAAAUCUCCUUAAGAUGGAGCAAAAUCACCUGUUGAUAGUAGAUCACCAAAAUAAUCAGUUAUUAUGAAUACAAAUAUAACUAAGAAAUAGAUUGAAUCUUUGGAUUUUACAAAUAAAGCAUAAAGUUAAGCCUAAGUUAAUUCUAAUGAUAAAUAUAUGACUUAAGAAUAAGAAGAGGAUUUAUUAAAAUAAUUUGUAGGAGAUGAUGAUCCUUUAUUUGGUUCAGAUGAUGAAAAUCCUAAACAAUAAAAAAAACAAGGAUUAUUUUCAAAAUUGACAGGAAAGAUUUAGAAUCUUACAGGAAAUAAAUAAUUAACUGAAGAAGAUUUACAACCAGUUUUAGAUGAUUUUAAAAAUGCUUUAAUGUAAAAAAAUGUAGCAGAAGAAAUAGCAUAAAAACUAGUUGAUUCAAUUAAAACUAAUUUGUUAGCUACAAAAACAAAGGCAUUUUAAUCAAUAAGAACUUCAGUCUAAGAAGCUAUGAAAUCAACUUUAACUAGAAUUUUGACUCCAAAUAGGCACAUUGAUGUAAUAGCAGAAGCUUUAAGAGCAAAGGAGAAGCAAAAACCUUAUGUAAUAGUGAUUAUAGGAGUUAAUGGUGUAGGAAAAUCAACUACUCUUGCAAAAUUAGGAUAUCUAUUUAAAAGUUAAGGAUUCUCAUUGUUAAUUGCAGCAUGUGAUAAUUUUAGGGCUGGAGCUGUAGAAUAAUUAAAAACUCAUGGAUAAUGUCUAGGAAUUCCAGUUUAUGAUAGAGGUUAUAAAGAUGAUCCUCCUGAAAUUGCUUAUUAAGCAAUUAGAGAAGCAACAAUAAAGAAAAUUGAUGUUGUUUUAGUUGAUACAGCUGGAAGAAUGCAACAUAAUGAACCAUUAAUGAGAGCAUUAUCAAGAAUAGUCACUAUGAAUAAUCCUGAUCUUGUAUUAUUUGUAGGAGAAGCAUUAGUUGGUAAUGAUGGAGUAGAUUAAUUGGUCAAUUUUAAUAAGGCUUUGAUUGUAAAUAGUCCAAAGGAUAAUAUUAGAGAAAUUGAUGCCAUCAUCUUGAGUAAGUUCGAUACUGUUGAUGAAAAAGGUAUAUGAUAUAUCUUAUGUUUUUUAGUUGGUGCAGCUUUAUCUUUAACAUCUGCCACAGGUAAACCAAUUCUUUUUGUUGGAGUUGGAUAAAAAUACACACAUUUGAAAAAAUUAAAUGUGAAUACCGUUGUGAGAGCACUAUUGCAAUGAAAAACUAUAAACAAUUAUAUCA